Schistosoma curassoni is the source of this 3231-nucleotide messenger RNA. Lineage: Eukaryota; Metazoa; Platyhelminthes; Trematoda; Strigeidida; Schistosomatidae. The record is from the annotation of a GenBank genome assembly.
AUGCGAAUGAUAUGUAAAAUUGAACUUCAAAUGAAUUUAACUCAUUUUCAAUAUGAUCUAUUAAAUCAAUUCAAAUCACUUGGACAAUUGCUUGCUCCAUUUGAAGAUGGUGGUAUUUUAAAUUAUUUAUUUGAACAAAUUACUAUUAAUAGUAGUAACAGUAGUAGUAUUGAUAGUAGUCUAUUACAUAAUGAUAUGACAUCGAUUUAUGAUAAUCAAUCAAUAAAAUUAUUAAAAUUGAUUGAAAUCAAUGAUAUAUUUACAUUUUUAAGUAAUACAAUUAAUUCUAUGUUAUUUCAUAGUAUACAAAAUAUAAAUGUCUAUAAUGUAUUAUUAAUGAAUCCAAAUGAAUUCAAUACAACAUUUAUAAAUAGUCAGAAACCAUUUGUAACUAGGAAAUUUAUUGUCAUGAUUCUUAUUGAAAUUUUAUUGAUUUUUAUUUGUUUUUUAUUAAGUAUGUGUUAUUUCAUUUUCUUAUAUCCACCUAAUUGUAUUCAACGGAAAUCAUCAUUGAAUUAUAUAAAAUAUUUAAAAAUUACACAAGUUUUAAGAGAUCCAAAGUAUAAGAAUGAUAUGAAUAAUUCUAAUAUAACUGAUAUGACAUCAGAUAGUUUAUCAAAUAAAUAUAUACAAAAUAAUGAAAUGUCAAGAUAUACUACUGAAUGGAUGUUGAGAAAUGAAGAAAAUAUUUCAAUCAAUUCAUCAGAUAUUUAUAUUAAUGAUCCAACAUACAAUCGUCAACUAUCUAAAAACACUUUAACAAAUUCUAUUAAUUCAUCAACAUUCACUAAUCAUAAUGAAAUACAACAACCAAUUCAAAAUCAAAUCCCUUCAUCAAUGAUGAUGAACUCAUUACAAUUCUCUAGUCAAUUGAAAGUAUAUCUUAUUUUAAAAAUAAUAGUCUAUAGUUUAAUUUGUAUAAAUAUAUUCCUGAGUAUAGUAUGUUUCUAUGCAAUGGAUAGUAGUUUUAUACAUUUUCAACCUAGAUUCAUAGAUAAUACAACAAAUCCAACUGUAAAAACAUUCAGAAAUUUAUUAAUGAAUGAAGUUGUAUAUAAAUUACCUGAAUAUUUACAAGAGAUUAUCACUCAAGGUCAAAUGUAUACAAAUCAAACAUUUGGAAUCAUUGAAAAAGAACUUGAUAAUCAGUUAUUGAUAACUACUGAAAAGAUAAUCCAAUCAUUGCUUGAAACAUAUCAACUAUCACCUGUGAUUGAAUCAGCUGAAUCGAUUUCUUAUAGUAUCAAUGAAACAGUAACAGCUAGUCAAAUUAUUAAUGUACAUCAGAAGACACUUCAACAAGAUAUGAACAGUUAUAUUGGUGAAUUACGUGGUUAUGCUAAUAUAUUGAAUAAAACAUUAGAUUCAAUAUGUGGAAAGUUGAAUGAAAAUACCUUAGAAAAAGUGACAUGUAAACAGUUACAAUUCAAUAAUUCAAUUUUAUUAAUCAAUGUUGAUACAAAAUUAUUUGAAUUUGAAUCCAGUUCAAUUUUGGUAUUUUUAAUGAAUGAUUUAAAUAUUAGUUUAAAUUCAAUAACUGAUCAAUUUAAUCGAAUUAAAAAUUUAUUAAAUUUAAAAAAAGAUGAAGUGAUUCAAAGUAUGAAAUCAACAUUCAAUUUGAAUGAUUACUUCAAUCUAUUUACAUCUAUAUGGAUAUUAUUACAACAUAAUAUUGUGGAUAAAUUAAAUUCAUAUUUAACUAUCAAUAAACAACAAGAAAUUGAUCAUUAUUUAAAAUUAAUUAGUUAUGUAAUAUCUAUCAUUGGUUAUGUAAUCAUUACAUUGAUAUUAAUGUUAAUUACAUUCUUCUUAAUUUAUUGUAUACUUUAUAUAGUUGAUAUUUAUAAUAGGAAUUUAUUUACUAAACAAAAUGGUAUAAAAUAUGAUUCAUCUCAAUUAUUUACUCUUCAAAUUCAAGGAGAAUUUCAUAAGAAAUUAUUUCUUCUUCAAUUAAAUCGUUCUAUCUAUUUACCUCAUAUUAUCAAUUAUAAACAUAUUCAGUAUCUAACUAUAACGGCUUUAAUCAUAAGUCUAUUAUUUAGUUUCAUUCUAUUUCUUCUUUAUAUGAUUUUACCAUUGUUAAUCUUAUUCGAUACAGAAUUAUGUCGUUAUCUGAAUACAGAUUCUGGUAUAUUAAUUACAGAUUUCAUUCUUGAUUUAUAUCUACAAUAUCAAUGGUCAAAUUUUACAUUAUUAUCAAAUGAUGAUUUAAUAAAUUAUAUUAAUUUAUCUCCACCAAAACAUGUUUAUUCAACAAUUCGUAAUCAAUGUCAACCUAUUAUGUACAAUAAUCAUGAUCUGAAUACUACUACUACUACUACUAAUACUACUGAUAAUACUACUAACAAUACUACUAAUACUACUACUACUACUACUACUAAUAGUAAUAAUAAUAAUAAUCAUACAUAUCGUAAUUAUAAUUUAUUAAAAUUACUAAAUUAUAGUCAAAUUAUUAAUUUUGAUAAACUUUUAUAUUCAUCCAUAAUUCAAGAGAAAAUUAAAGAUGCUGAAAUCUCAUCUGUAAAUAAAAUCAUUAAUAUGGACCUUGCGAAAUUCAUCCCGUCUGAUUUGGAUAGUUUAACAUCUAUUGCUAGAAAAUUAUCUGUUUAUCUAGACGGUAAAGACUACAAACCUACUAUUCAAGAAAUUAUUCAUUUUAUAUCAAUAAAAUCAAAUUUAUUGAAUUAUUUAAAUGAAAUCAAAAAAUUUAUACAAUUCAAUGGAACCAUGUUUAAUUUAAUCGAUAUUAUUGAUCAGAUCAAUAAUUCAUUAAUUAUGUAUGAUCAAAUUACCAAAUCAAUUAAUCCAUUAGUCAAUUUAUUUGAAAAACUUGAAAUCAAUAAAAAUUUAACACAACGACUUGAUCAAAUAUUGAAUGGAUUGAAUAACUUUAAAAAUAUUUCAUCUGAUCCUCAAAGAUUGACCGAAUCCAUACGUUUAAUAUUUCAUUCAUCUAUUCAAUCUUUAUUAAAUCAUACAAGUACAUUAUUAAAUAAUCAAUUUGAACAAUUAUUUGCUAAUAUUAUACCAUGUAAUAAUAUUAAUAAAAUAUUAAUGAUCAUAUUAAAUCUAUUUUGUAAUAGAACAAAUAGUAAUAUAUUAAGUUUAGGAUGUUUUAUAUUGAUUAUAUCGAUAUCAAAACAUAUUGAUUUAUUGAUUUAUACAAAAUGGGAAAAUAUUCCAUUAUAUAAUUCUGUGAAAUUAUGUUAUAAACUUCUUAAAUAUAAUUAG